Molecule: messenger RNA, 1353 nt
Organism: Panicum virgatum (switchgrass)
Lineage: Eukaryota; Viridiplantae; Streptophyta; Magnoliopsida; Poales; Poaceae
Product: transmembrane protein 45A-like
Exons: 2
Coding region: 42-1151 (369 amino acids)
Source: RefSeq, a predicted model, not a curated record
AGGAGGAAGAAGCUACUGGAUUUUUAUGGUGCCCUGUCUCCAUGCAUGCUUGGUUGGACCCAGUACCUAACGAAAGCUUUUGCUUUCCUGCCACCAAAAAAACAAACCGCAAAGCUUCUCUCGGUUCCUCGCCGAGAUCUAUCCCCCGGCGCCCCCAAUCUCCCUUCUCCAGGCGCCGGGCGCCGGAGCUCGCCGACGGGGGCAGUGCAUUGCCUCCGGCUGAUCGACCGAUCUGCCCCCGCGCGGCGGCUCCCCGCAUUCCCGCGCUCCCGGGAAUGGGGUCUUUCAGCGGCCACGUGCUGCCGGGGACGCUGUUCCUGGCGGUGGGCCUGUGGCGGGUCUGGUCCGCCGCGUCGCGCUUCGCCGCCGACCCGCCGGCGUUCCGCGUCCGCGCGUGGAGCCCCCUCCCCAGGGGGCCCCGGCUCCUGGAGCUCUACGUGGUGGCCGGCGGCGCGCUCCUCGACAUGUGCCUCGAGCUCGGCGGCGGCGUCCUCGCCGGCCGCGGCGGGGCCGAGUCCGCCAGCCUCAUCUACCUCGAGCACGGCGGCAUGCUCCUCAUGUUCUUCCUCUUCGGCGCGCUCGCCCUCCUCUCCCAGAAAACCAGGUACCUGCCGCUGACGGACGGCGAGCUGUGCCUGGUGGCGGCGGCGGCGUUCACAUCGGAGCUCGUGCUCUUCUCCUACCACUCGGGCACCCACAUGGGGCUGGAGGGCUACUACCACCACCUCCUCGUCGUCCUCGUCGGCCUCUGCAUCCUCGCCACCGUCCUCGGCGCGCUCCUGCCGGCGAGCUUCCCCGCCGACCUCGCCUCCGGCGUGCUCAUCGCGCUGCAGGGGCUGUGGUUCUACCAGACGGCGCUCUCGCUGUACGGGCCCAUGCUCCCGGCCGGGUGCGCCCGGGACGCCGCCGCCGAGGGCGGCCGCGUGGACUGCCGCAGCCGCGCCGCCGAGGAGCGCGCCGAGCAGCUGGCCAACCUGCAGCUGUUCGGGGCCGUGUUCCUCGCCUUCGUGUACGCGCUCGGGUGCUACGCCGUCGCCGCGGCGAGGCACGGGCACCCGGACAUGGCGGCGAUGCACGACCAGCACGUAGCCGCCCUCGAGUGCCGCGGCGGCGCCGGUGGCGCCCGUGCCGAGGAGGAGUGCAUGAUCUAGCGGCAGCCGAUGCCAUUGUUUCUGCCUCCAGAACUUUUGGUGCCGGUGAGGGUCAGGUAUCGGCAGGGAGGAUGCUGCGGCUUGCCGUCGGCGGUUCGGGGCCGCGCGGCUCUGUUGGUUCGGUUUUCAAGACUGUUGUCCCUGUUGUGUCGGUUGCGACGAAUGGUGUCCGCGUUUCUAGGCCGUGCAGCUAUGUUCUUAG